CUAAGCUUGAUAUGGAAAAGAGGCGCAAGUCACGUGAAAACGAUGACGAAAUAGCCACACUUUAUCUUGACAUUUCUGUAAAGUGGAUCAUCCAUCAUCCAUCAUCCUCUUUCGCCUCUCUUCCUUCUUUCCCUCUUUUCUCAUAAGUCAUCGGCCAACCAGGAUUUUGAUCCGAGCCGGGGUUUACAACUACAAUUACGAUAUGAUUGAUUGAUUGAUUUGGAUUACUCCGGAAAGAUGGGGGGCUUUGCAUAUUGCUCCCCGUCUAUGUAUUCUAGGGCUGUAACGAGGAUUUGUUCGAGAUACCAAGUCAAGAUACCAAGUAUGCUGAACCAAAGAAGAAAAGGCUGACAAUAUUGCCUGAGAGAUCCUUGGAAAUGUGGUAUAAGAAUUGCCAAUGUCUCUUAUUUGCGCGGGAGGUGAUAGUUCUACAUAUGCCUAGGAAAGUCAUCGGAGCUUAUCUCAUUUUUUUAUUUUGGAGGCUGAUGCGGGGCAAUGAGCCAUAGACAGUUGCCAAUAGGAAAUGGGCACUGAUACUUGACAUCUUACCGCAUAUCGUGCCGCAGUGCACCGUGCGGUAUAUGAACUCCAUAUGAAUCUGAACUGCUCCUCGACGAUGAAGCUAGCUGGCUGCUGGAUGUCUUUGAAACCCAUGUUGCCAAUAGAAAACAUUAUGUCAACAAUUGCCUACUAGGUACGGAAAGUUAGAAUUAUCUCAAUUUCAAGAUACUGGUACAGUACCAAGAAAACUAUUGGUACAACAUCUCCACCCAUCUCAACUCAUAACAAGGAAGAACUGGAAGGAUUAGUAUGCAAGUCAGAUAUUUAAAUUUCACUCUUCCCUUCAUCCAAUCCCCCUUCAUCCCAUUUCAAGGUUAUGUGGAUACCUUGAACUAUCAGGUAUGUCUUUUCGCUGCACACUAAUCUAGUGUCUUCUGGGGAUGCUUGUAGUUCGAUAAGCCUUUAUCUCAGUAGAAAACUCCCCUCUAGCCUCGAGCUAUAAGGAACCAUCUUCUUAGUUUUUCGCACAUUGAGAUGGAGAAUUAGAUACAGUAAUCCGUUUUUCCCUUUCCUAUACAUUAUAUAAGGUUUCCAUUCAUCUAUUAUACAUCUCACAACCAAGAACUUCAAAUACUCAGCAAUCCCUCUAGAAGAGAUAACACCUCGCUGGCGUACUCAUCAAUCUGAUCACUACAAUCAAGAUUAAUCAAUACCGCCAUUAAUGUGGUUUGCGCGGAUUAUUACACCUCACCCAAUUCACUAUUCACCAAUAGUUCAUUUCCCAUCGAGAAAAUGGCGAUAAAUCAAGAAUCCCCAGUCAUGUCUUCAGGAAACAAUUCAAAUAACGAUGUCAACGCCAAAUCUAGAGCAGAAUAUAUUAGCGAAGAUCAAACUCCUACUACGGACUACAAAAAAGUCAGUUGGCGCAGUACAUGGGGAUUUGGUCCCGUAACCAUCGGUCCAAGAAUUGGUCCAGUUUUGCCACAUCUUCGUCUAGAUGCCGAUGCAUCAAGCCUCAGCGGGGACAGUGGAAAGGAUCUUUUGAGCCAGCAGAUUGAAGCCGAAGCAGGUUCUGCUAUCAAAUAUCGUAGUUGCAGUUGGCAAAAGACUGCGGCUCUUCUUUUCUCAGAAUAUAUUUGUUUGGCAAUUAUGUCCUUCCCAUGGUCUUACUCAGUUUUAGGACUUGUACCAGGUCUUAUUUUGACUGCGGUUGUCGCAUUCUUGGUCCUCUACACGUCCCUAGUUUUAUGGGAAUUCUGUAUGCGCCAUCCUGAACUUAGAGAUGUUUGCGAUGUUGGACAAAUGCUUUUUGGUGGAAGAUGGGCAUGGCAUGCUACUGCUAUCAUGUUUCUUUUGAAUAAUACCUUUAUUCAGGGUCUCCAUGUCUUGACUACUGCAAAAUACCUGAAUACUAUCACCAAUCACAGUCAAUGCACAGUAGUGUUUGCCGUUGUUGCAGCUGUAAUCUGUUGGGUCUGUUCCGUUCCAAGGACCUUCAGCGCUCUAUCUUGGUUGGCCACAUUAUCCGCUAUUUUCACCUUCAUCUCCGUCAUGCUUGCUACAAUUUUUGCCGGAAUCGAACCUCACCCUCUUGGAUACAAUCCCGAUCCUAACUCCAUCAUCGCAGCCACUGGUCUUGCUGGAGGUGCCCCUACCGUUACUGCAGUAAUGCUUAAGGGUACAACGUUUGUGAAUGGUUUCAAUGCCUUCCUCAACAUCUCCUACACAUUCAUUGGUCAAAUUACUAUCCCUUCUUUCAUGGCCGAGAUGAAAAACCCCGCCGAUUUUCCCAAAGCUCUUUGGGCUGUCACCAUUGCCGAAGUCAUUGUUUUCAGUUUGGUCGGUUCAAUCAUUUACGCUUUCACUGGAAAUCAAUACAUGACAGCUCCAGCCUUUGGAUCUUUAGGAAAGAAGUUAUACGUCGAUAUUUCCUUCUCCUUCAUGAUUCCAACGCUCAUCUUCCUCGGAGUUCUCUAUGCCUCCGUCUCUGGCCGCUUCAUUAUCAACCGUGUCUUCCAUAACAACAAGAGACAUCUUCAUGAAAAUACAACGAAAGGCUGGGUAGUCUGGAUUGCCAUCUUAGCUGCGACUUGGGUUGGCGCCUUUAUCAUAGCCGAAGUUAUUCCGUUCUUCUCCGAUCUGCUAUCUCUGAUGUCUUCCCUCUUCGAUUCCUUUUUUGGAUUUGUUUUCUGGGGUGUAGCAUAUAUUAGAAUGAGACGUGUAGAUCAUGGAGCGGGAUGGGUCAGCAAGACGAGCAAGGUUGGAUUGAGUUUCAAUAUAUUGAUUAUAUUGAUUGGGUUACUGUUUUUGACUGCAGGAACUUAUACAAGUGUUCAGAGUAUUGUGGAUGGGUAUAAUGCUGGAUCAUUUGGGGGUGCGUUUACUUGUGCUAGUAAUGGUAUUUGAGUAAUAGAUUGAGGAUACAUAUUGGUUCUGGUUCUGUGCUUUGGUAUGUAGUAGAGCCAAUGACUUCUUUCAAUGGGGAAAUUUAGUAAUAGAAUUAUGAUAUUUUAAUUAUUAGUAUUUGAAUGAGGGGAUAGUGUGUAGUUGUGUAUAUUGUAAUCCUACUCAACAGAGAGUUAAUUUGCUUUUCUUUGAUGUGAUGGAGUGGAAGUUUGGUUUAGUUUGGUCCGGGGAGGCGUGUGGAACUGAAA
Botrytis byssoidea is the source of this 3155-nucleotide messenger RNA. RefSeq lists its product as uncharacterized. The record is from RefSeq and is a predicted model, not a curated record. Gene Ontology annotation, biological process: amino acid transmembrane transport. Gene Ontology annotation, molecular function: amino acid transmembrane transporter activity. Lineage: Eukaryota; Fungi; Ascomycota; Leotiomycetes; Helotiales; Sclerotiniaceae. Gene Ontology annotation, cellular component: vacuolar membrane. The transcript is spliced from 5 exons. The coding region runs from base 1294 to 2907 and encodes 537 amino acids.